Molecule: messenger RNA, 604 nt
Organism: Melospiza melodia melodia
Lineage: Eukaryota; Metazoa; Chordata; Aves; Passeriformes; Passerellidae
Gene: RCE1
Product: Ras converting CAAX endopeptidase 1
Biological process (GO): CAAX-box protein processing
Cellular component (GO): endoplasmic reticulum membrane
Molecular function (GO): metalloendopeptidase activity
Source: RefSeq, a predicted model, not a curated record
AUGGCGGCCCCUCAGCCCCCGGUUCCCCUGGGCCGGGCCGGGGUCGGGAGCGGCCCCCGGAGGCACCGGAGCCGCCCGGGCCGGGCCGUGCUGGCCGCCGUGCUCGGCUGCCUCAGCCUGGCCUGCUCCUACGUGGGGAGCCUGUACGUGUGGGGCAGCCCCCUGCCCAGGGACCACCCGUCGGUGAUCAAGCGUCGCUUCACGAGCGUCCUGGUGGUGUCGGGGCUGUCCCCAGCCCUGGUGUGGCUCUGGAAGGAGCUCACGGGGGUCAAGGCUGACACCCCCCUGCCCGCCCUGCUGGGGCUGCGCCUUGAGGGGCUGCUCCCGGCCACGCUGCUGCCUCUGCUGCUCACCAUGAUCCUGUUCCUGGGCCCCCUGAUCCAGCUGUCCAUGGACUGUCCCUGGCGCUGGCUCGAUGGCAUCAGGGUGGCCCUGGACCCGCGGGUGUGGGCGCUGUGCCUCGGGGACGUGCGCUGGCUGCGGAACCAGGUGGUGGCACCUCUGACAGAGGAGUUGGUGUUCAGGGCCUGCAUGCUGCCCAUGCUGGUGCCCUGCACGGGGCCGGGCCCUGCCGUGCUGGCCUGCCCCCUCUUCUUUGGGGUCG